Molecule: messenger RNA, 597 nt
Organism: Protopterus annectens (West African lungfish)
Lineage: Eukaryota; Metazoa; Chordata; Ceratodontiformes; Protopteridae
Product: histidine-rich protein PFHRP-III-like
Exons: 2
Coding region: 1-597 (198 amino acids)
Source: RefSeq, a predicted model, not a curated record
AUGCUUUUCAUGGAAGGUGCACAUAACGACAAUGCUUUUCAUGAAAAUGCACAUAACGACAAUGCUUUUCAUGAAGGUUCACAUAACGACAAUGCUUUUCAUGAAGGUGCACAUAAUGGCAAUGCUUUUCACAAAGGUGCACAUAACGACAUUGCUUUUCACGAAGGUGCACAUAACGACAAUGCUUUUCAUGAAGGUGCACAUAAUGACAAUGCUUUUCACGAAGGUGCACAUAACGACAUUGCUUUUCACGAAGGUGCACAUAACGACAAUGCUUUUCAUGAAGGUGCACAUAACGUUAAUGCUUUUCAUGAGGGUGCACAUAACGACAAUGCUUUUCAUGAAGGUGCACAUAACGACAUUGCUUUUCAUGAAGGUGCACAUAACGACAAUGCUUUUCAUGAAGGUGCACAUAACAACAAUGCUUUUCAUGAAGGUGCACAUAACGACAAUGCUUUUCAUGAAGGUGCACAUAACGACAAUACUUUUCAUGAAGGUGCACAUAACAACAAUGCUUUUCAUGAAGGUGCAGAUAACAACAAUGCUUUUCAUGAAGGUGCACAUAACGACAAUGCUUUUCAUGUAAGGUGCACAUAA